AAGAGCUGUUUUAACUGUGUCAUUAAGAAUCGGAUCCCUGUCCAUUCGGGACAACACGAAGACAAGCAUACAGAAUGAGGACAUCGCUUUUCAUCGUCGUUGUAAUGAUGUGGCAGUGUGAUUGUUUGCGUUUUGUCUGUCCCGAGAUGUGCCGGUGCUCCAUCAAGUCCAUCAGCUGCACCAGCGCGACUGAAGCCACGGCGCAGAAGCAGCGCGGCGCGUUCAGCAGACUUGUUCUGAACUAUAUCCACUUGAGGACAAUUCCCAGUUUCAGCUUCGAUGGACUGCGAGGUGUCAAAAGAAUAGAAAUUGCUCAAAGUGUCACGCUGGAAACCAUAGAGACCCAGGCCUUCAACAACCUCUUCAACCUCUCAGAGAUAUCUAUUCAAAAUACCCGGAGUCUGGUCCAUAUCCAUCAGCGGGCCUUCAACAAUCUCCCAAAACUGAGAUACCUGAGCAUCUCCAACACCGGGAUAGUUGCUUUUCCUGACCUGACAGCCAUCACAUCCCUUGAAGCUGAUUUCAUGCUAGAUAUCUGUGACAACCUCCACUUGCAGUCAAUCCCAUCAAAUGCCUUUAUUGGAAUGACAACUGAAGACAUAACAAUGAAUCUUUAUAACAAUGGCUUCAGGGAAAUACACAAACAUGCCUUUAAUGGGACAAAAAUAGAUAAACUAACCUUGAAAAACAACCGCAAGCUGCAAAUAAUCCACAGGGAUGCGUUUAUUGGAGCUUUUGGCCCAGCUGUAUUAGACGUGUCCUCUACUGCUCUGGAGACGUUGCCAUCUCAUGGCCUGCAGUCUGUGUUGAUGCUGGUAGCUCGCUCAGCCUUUUUGCUAAAGAGACUGCCUCCUCUAAACAGUUUGGAAAGCCUAAGAGAGGCUCAUCUCACUUACCCGAGCCACUGCUGUGCUUUACUCAGCUGGGACACACACAGGGAGUCUCCAUCUUCAGCACAGAGAAAUGGAUCUUCAUACUGCGAGCCCCAGAGUCCAUUUGAUAAGGGGUCUGAAAAAGAGGCUUUUUAUCCUGACAUGUUGGAUCCACUAUCUGAAGCCAGCUAUAGCAACAUGGAUUUUGAGUACCCGGAUUUCUGUCAAACCAAACCAGCCCUCCAGUGCAGCCCAGAGGCAGAUGCCUUCAACCCCUGUGAGGAUAUUGCUGGGUUUGGGUUCCUUCGUGUGGCCAUCUGGUUCAUCAACAUCCUGGCAAUUGCUGGCAACCUGACUGUUCUUCUAGUGUUAUUCGCCAGUCGCUGCAAACUCACGGUACCACGCUUCCUUAUGUGUCACUUGGCCUUCGCUGACUUCUGCAUUGGUGUGUACCUCCUCAUGAUUGCCAUUGUGGAUUUGCGGACGCGUGGCUACUAUAGCCAGCAUGCCAUCGAAUGGCAGACAGGAGUGGGCUGUAACAUUGCCGGCUUCUUGUCUGUCUUUGGCGGAGAACUGUCCAUCUACACACUCUCUACGAUCACAAUAGAACGUUGGUACACCAUCACCCAUGCCAUGCAGCUGGAGCGCCGACUUGCUCUGCCCCAUGCUGCUGCAAUAAUGGCUGCAGGCUGGCUGCUCUGCCUGGGCAUGGCACUACUUCCAAUUGUUGGCAUAAGCAGUUACAGCAAAGUAAGCAUGUGUCUGCCCAUGGACAUUGAAACACCUCUAGCACAGGCUUAUGUCAUUCUUCUGCUGCUUUUCAAUGUUGGGGCUUUUCUGGUGAUUUGUGGUUGCUACAUGCGGAUCUACAUGGUUGUCCGCCACCCCGAAGUGCCCGGCCGUGCUGCCGAUACCAAAAUCGCCAAGCGCAUGGCCGUGCUUAUCUUCACUGACUUUCUUUGCAUGGCGCCAAUCUCUUUCUUUGCCAUCUCAGCUGCGUUUAAGGUGCCUCUAAUCACAGUCACCAACUCGAAGAUCCUUCUGGUGCUCUUCUAUCCGAUCAACUCCUGCGCCAACCCGUUCCUCUAUGCCAUAUUCACCAAGGCCUUCAGGAAAGAUACCUGCAUUCUGCUAAGCUCUAUGGGCUGCUGUGAGAGCAAAGCCAACCUGUACCGCAUGAAGACCUACUGUUCCGAGAACACUGCAAAAAUGACGAGCUCCUCAGUUGCCAAGGGCCCUCAAGCUGCUAUGUGGUUGUCAGGCUUUCCUCAUCAAAAGUGCCAGCUUCAAACAGACAGGGGACAGAAAGAUAGCUGUGGAGAACAUCUCACAUGACUGUUAUUUUAUCUCACAUAAAAAGGGUUUUUUUUUGUUCUGAAAAAGUGUGAUUUGUCCCAUGAGAAACAACUUUGUUAUUCUGAAUUUAUUUAUACCAUUGACAGAGAGGUAGACAAGAGAAACUGAUAGUUUUAGACAGCCUGGAUUGGUAAAGAAAAAGGAGAAAACUGAUUUGUCCUCAUAUGUCACAUUGCAAUUUGUCCUUUCCAUCCAUUUUUACACUUUUUAGCUGUGAAAUGAUCAUUGCCUACUUCUCCGUCAUAAGAAGGAACAUCACAGACCCUGAAUACAUCCUUUCCCUCCAUUGUUAAUAUGUUGUUUAUAAGUCGGUUAUUAUUUUUGUCCGACAAAUUAGAUUUUAUAUAAUUUCUUGUUUUUUUACUGUAAAGUUACCCACAACUCAAGCAUCUCUUCUUAUCUCUGAUAGAACAACAUAGUCUACAUCAUUGUCAAAGAGGUCAGAUGGAAAUGACUGCUUGUUCCGCAGCUAACCUUGUUUUAUGAACACUUGGGACAGCUUUACGAUUUCAACAUGGUGAGUGUAAAAUGAACAGUUUUCUAGGAGAAAUUGCGACAUACUGCGGACAAUAAAUGAACUCCGGAUUUCUGAAAGAAAAGAUAUAGUCAUAUUUCAGUUGCUGAAAAUUUGAGCUUGAUCUGACCAAACCACUCUUUAGUAGCUACUAAAACAGAAGCUGAGCUGAUGCGUCUGGUAAGAUGUUAAGUUAUUUUUUUCUUUUCUUAAUACUUGUCUAAAUUGAUAAAUAUAUAUUUGAGUUUCUUGGCCUUGCUUGUGUUAUUUUCUUAUUUACUUCACAAUAUAGUAUUAAGAGCAUUUACUGGGUGCCUAAAAAGAGUCUACCAGCUUGUCCAUCUCGGUCUCAGUUUUCUCACAGCCUGUCAGACUGAGGGUUUUUUUGCUUGCUUGUUUUUUCAAAAGAUUUCAUAUUCCCUCUCAUGUACAGAGUAUUUUAGCUGAGCAACAAAUUAAAUCAGUUCAUUAAAUUAACAGACUUUACACAAAGCUGUUUUGAAUAACUUACCUUCUGAAAUUUAAUGACAGUUUGAACACAUCCACAUACUCCUAGAUAUUUUCCAUUUGCCAUCUCAUUCUAAAAAUCAAGGUCAGUUUGAAUGUGGUUAGUAUUUAUAAUGUUAGAUGUUUUGGUUUCAGAUUUUUUGGGCACCUUGUGUAAAUGUAGUUAACUGCAUUCUCAUGACACACUCCAUAAUAGUGUCUGUUUAAAAUAACUAAAGUAAAUGAAUAAAGGAUGAAUAAAGGCUCCAACAGAAAAAAGAAAAGAAAAGCCCACAACACAUGGUUGUUGACAAACUGACAGUUUUGUUGCUGUGUUCCAAAAUCAAGGUCAGCUUGGUCUGGUCACUAUUUUGCCUCAGUGCUACAAUGCUAACUGCUUGAUUGUAUCAUGCAGGACUCCAG
Molecule: messenger RNA, 3651 nt
Organism: Tachysurus fulvidraco (yellow catfish)
Lineage: Eukaryota; Metazoa; Chordata; Actinopteri; Siluriformes; Bagridae
Gene: lhcgr
Product: luteinizing hormone/choriogonadotropin receptor
Exons: 11
Coding region: 75-2207 (710 amino acids)
Biological process (GO): ovarian follicle development; luteinizing hormone signaling pathway; male gonad development
Cellular component (GO): membrane
Molecular function (GO): luteinizing hormone receptor activity; thyroid-stimulating hormone receptor activity
Source: RefSeq, a predicted model, not a curated record